AUGGCGGAACAGAAUCUCCACUUCGAUACCCUGCAGCUUCACGCCGGCCAUGAGCCAGAUGCAGCUACAAAUUCCCGAGCUGUUCCCAUCUACGCGACCAGCUCCUAUGUCUUCAAUGACUCCGCCCACGGUGCGAGGCUCUUCGGUCUCAAGGAGUUCGGCAACAUCUAUAGCCGCAUCAUGAACCCGACUGUGGAUGUCUUUGAAAAGCGAAUUGCUGCCCUGGAAGGUGGCGUUGCUGCCAUUGCUGCCUCCUCGGGUCAGUCCGCUCAGUUCAUGGCCAUUUCGGCCCUCGCCCAUGCGGGUGAUAACAUUGUUUCCACUUCCAACUUGUAUGGUGGCACCUACAAUCAAUUCAAGGUUAUGUUCCCGCGGCUUGGUAUCACUACCAAGUUCGUGCAAGGGGACAAGGUUGAGGAUAUUGUUGCUGCCAUCGAUGACCGGACCAAGGCCGUUUAUCUCGAGUCCAUCGGUAAUCCUCGUUACAAUGUUCCUGACUUUGAGGCCAUUGCCAAGGCUGCCCAUGAAAAGGGUGUUCCCGUUGUGGUUGACAACACCUUCGGAGCUGGUGGUUACUUCGUCCGUCCCAUCGACCACGGCGCCGAUAUUAUAGUUCACAGCGCUACAAAGUGGAUUGGUGGCCACGGCACCACAAUCGGUGGUGUAGUCAUUGACAGCGGAAAGUUCGACUGGGGUAAGAACGCUGCCCGUUUCCCUCAGUUCAUUGAACCAUCCGAGGGAUACCAUGGAUUGAAGUUCUGGGAGACGUUUGGUUCUAUUGCCUUUGCCAUCCGGGUGCGCGUUGAGAUCCUCCGCGAUCUUGGAUCUGCACUAAACCCUUUCGCCGCCCAACAACUUAUUCUCGGUCUGGAGACCUUGAGCCUGCGAUGUGAGCGACACGCAUCUAACACUAUUGCUCUUGCGAAAUGGCUGGAGAAGAACGAGAACGUCAGCUGGGUCUCUUACCCUGGUCUAGAGAGCCACCCGUACCAUGAGCUUGCCAAGAAGUAUCUGAAGCGUGGCUUUGGCGGUGUGCUGUCCGUUGGUAUCAAGGGCGGUGCUGCUGCUGGUGCCCAGGUUGUGGAUAACUUCAAGCUUAUUUCCAACCUUGCCAAUGUUGGUGACUCCAAGACCCUGGCCAUUCACCCCUGGUCGACCACACACGAGCAGCUCUCAGAGCAGGAACGUCGUGAUUCGGGCGUGACUGAGGAUGGAAUCCGCAUCUCAGUUGGCACAGAGUACAUCGGCGAUAUCAUCGCCGACUUUGAGCAGUCCUUCAAGGCUUCACAGGCUGUACCAGAUCGCACCGCUUGA
Molecule: messenger RNA, 1314 nt
Organism: Penicillium soppii
Lineage: Eukaryota; Fungi; Ascomycota; Eurotiomycetes; Eurotiales; Aspergillaceae
Product: O-acetylhomoserine aminocarboxypropyltransferase/cysteine synthase family protein
Exons: 4
Coding region: 1-1314 (437 amino acids)
Biological process (GO): transsulfuration
Molecular function (GO): pyridoxal phosphate binding; transferase activity, transferring alkyl or aryl (other than methyl) groups
Source: RefSeq, a predicted model, not a curated record